UCUCGGCCUUUCUUUACCCCUUUAGCGGUGAAGGUGCAACAGUUAUCGGUCGUCCCGAAGCCGGGUUCAUCCGACACCCUCACCAACGAAGCUGAACUGAGCUCAACCUCCACUACAGCAACAUGCCGCCCAAAUUCGACCCCAACGAAAUCAAAAUCGGUAUGUUUUCUGGGUAAUAAACGCUGACGUGGUUCUCACAGCAGAGAUGAAGCCGCUGUUAGCCGGCUACCCGCGCGCCCGGUGGCCCGCGGGCCGAGCGCUGAAAACGUCUACAUGAGGUGCACAGGAGGGGAAGUCGGCGCCACCUCUGCUCUGGCUCCUAAAAUCGGACCUUUGGGUCUGUCUCCAAAGAAAGUCGGUGACGACAUCGCCAAGGCAACCGGAGACUGGAAGGGCCUGAGGAUCACCGUGAAGCUGACCAUCCAGAACCGGCAGGCCGCUAUUGAGGUGGUUCCCUCGGCUUCUGCUCUGAUCAUCAAAGCGCUGAAGGAGCCGCCUCGCGACAGGAAGAAGGUCAAGAACAUCAAACACAGCGGCAGCGUCACGUUCGAUGAGAUCGUUGGCAUCGCCCGGGUCAUGAGGCCGCGCUCCAUCGCCAGAGAGCUCUCAGGAACCAUCAAGGAGAUCCUGGGCACGGCUCAAUCAGUUGGCUGCACCAUCGACGGCCACGCCCCUCAUGAUGUCAUCGAUGACAUCAACAGUGGGAAAAUGGAAUGUCCUUCAGAGUAAAGAUGGCGGUUCUGGAAUAAAAUGUGUUGAAACCGA
This is a messenger RNA of Xiphophorus hellerii (green swordtail), 765 nucleotides long. RefSeq names its product ribosomal protein L12 (gene rpl12). Lineage: Eukaryota; Metazoa; Chordata; Actinopteri; Cyprinodontiformes; Poeciliidae. The transcript has 6 exons. The coding region runs from base 274 to 729 and encodes 151 amino acids. Gene Ontology annotation, molecular function: large ribosomal subunit rRNA binding; structural constituent of ribosome. Gene Ontology annotation, cellular component: ribosome; cytosolic large ribosomal subunit. Gene Ontology annotation, biological process: translation. The record is from RefSeq and is a predicted model, not a curated record.